Molecule: messenger RNA, 2231 nt
Organism: Hordeum vulgare subsp. vulgare (domesticated barley)
Lineage: Eukaryota; Viridiplantae; Streptophyta; Magnoliopsida; Poales; Poaceae
Product: GTP-binding protein BRASSINAZOLE INSENSITIVE PALE GREEN 2, chloroplastic
Exons: 3
Coding region: 68-1852 (594 amino acids)
Cellular component (GO): mitochondrion
Molecular function (GO): GTP binding
Source: RefSeq, a predicted model, not a curated record
CCGCUGAGACGUCCAACACCCACCGCCGGUCACGAAUUGGCGGCGGCGGCGGCGGCGACACGGCAAGAUGCUGUCCCGCGCCCGGCGCCUCCACCCCGCCCUCCGCUGCCUCCUCCGUGCGAGCGCUGCACCCUCGUCCCCUCACCCUCUUCCGGCACGACACAUCCUAACUGGCUCCCAAAUCCCUAAACCCUUCCCCCUCCUGCGUCGCCACCUCUCGUCCCCAUCGCCGGCGCCGCCGGUGUCUUCCCCUCCGGCUGUGUUGUCCUCUGACCUCGCAGCCGUCAGUACCAAUGGCAGCUGCCCGGGCUGCGGCAUCGCUAUGCAGUCCGCCGACCCGGCCCUCCCCGGCUUCUUCAACCUCCCAUCCCCCAAGUCUCCCGACUACCGCGCGCGCCUAGCGCCCGUCACCGCCGACGACACCGACAUCUCGGCCUCUCUGAAAAGCGGGCUCCUCCAGGAGGGCCAAGAAAACUCGCAGGAGGGAAAGGCGGUGGCGGCCGCGGCCGCGGAGGCGGAGGCCGAGAAGAAGAGCAAGGUGGUGGUGUGCGCUCGGUGCCACUCGCUGCGCCACUACGGCCACGUCAAGCGCCCCGACGCCGAGGUCCUGCUCCCGGACUUCGACUUCGUCGCCGCCGUCGGCCCGCGCCUCGCGUCGCCCUCGGGGGCCAGGUCGCUGGUGCUGCUUCUGGCGGACGCGUCGGACUUCGACGGCUCCUUCCCGCGCGCCGUGGCGCGCCUGGUCGCCGUCACCAGCGAGGCCCACCACGCGGACUGGAAGCGCGGCGCGCCGUCUAACCUCCCCCGCGCUGUGCUCGUGGUCACCAAGCUCGACUUGCUCCCGACGCCGUCGCUUUCCCCGGACGACGUGCACGCGUGGGCGCAGGCCCGCGCGCGCGCCGGUGCUGGCGCCGACCUGCAGCUUGCCGGCGUCCACCUUGUCAGCGCGGCGCGAGGGUGGGGGGUGCGCGACCUGCUCAACCACGUGCGCGAGCUCGCCGGGGCGCGCGGAAAGGUCUGGGCUGUUGGCGCGCGGAAUGUGGGCAAGUCGACGCUGCUCAACGCCAUUGCUCGGUGCUCUGGGGCAGAGAGCGGGCAGACCUUGACAGAGGCGCCUGUUCCGGGAACAACCCUCGGGGUCAUCCGGGUGGACGGCGUUCUUGGUGCUCAGGCGAAGCUGUUUGAUACUCCGGGCUUGCUUCAUGGACACCAGCUGACGUCCAGACUUACACCCGAGGAGCAGAAGCUUGUUCAAGUGAGGAAGGAGAUGCGACCCAGAACAUACAGAAUAAAGGCAGGGCAGUCCAUACAUAUAGGAGGACUGGUGCGCCUGGAUGUGGAAGACUUGACUGUAGGAUCAAUCUAUGUUACGGUUUGGGCAUCACCACUUGUGCCACUUCACAUGGGGAAGACCGAAAAUGCAGAUUCUAUGAUGAAAGAUCACUUUGGCUUGCAACUGCAGCCUCCUAUAGGUCAGAAACGGGUGAAAGAGCUUGGGAAAUGGGUGAGGAAACAAUUCAAAGUUUCUGGAAAUAGUUGGGAUGCAAAUACUAUGGAUAUAGCCAUUUCAGGUCUUGGCUGGUACGGUAUCGGGCUGAAAGGAGAGGCAGUGUUAGGGUUAUGGACAUACGAUGGUGUUGAUGUUGUGCCCAGGAGCUCCCUUGUCCAUGAGAGGGCGUCGAUUUUUGAGGAAACAGGAUUCUCAGUUUCAAAAGUCGUCUCACGGGCAGACAGCAUGACAAAUAAGCUGAAAGGCAAUAAGAAAACAAACAAGAAGAAGGAGAUCAAAGCCAGUUCGGAUUCAUUUGAAGUACCAGAACCUUCAGAACCUGCUGCAGUCAUAGAUGCUUGAGUGUUUCAUUCCAUUCUGUGAUACGAGUUUCAGUUAGAUAAUCAUAUCUUGUAAACUUUCCGAUGAGGUAAGAAACACAUAGAAGCGUACAUUUUAAGGUUGCCCAGAGGGGAUUGCUGUUCACGGAAGAUCUUUGUGGGAGCAUGGGCGUCAUUUGGGCCUGCUGUUGGCUGGUAAUAAUAACCAAAUAUAAGCGGAGUGAAUCUUUUGUUAGUAUACUUGGCUCAUAAAACGGUAAGAGAACACCUCUCUUUGGCUUUUCUCUCUGACCUUGUUUCAGCAUCCGUGUAUCUAACUUUUUGUGUUACUACAUCGAACAUGCAGAACUUGCAGUAGUCAGUUUUUACAUCUGAAUUAUGUGACCAAAUAUUUCGCUUAA